CAUUCGGUGAGCGUUUCUUCAUUGCGAACGAUUGCACAUUCUAGUGUCCCGUCGCUGUCGUCGUUGUCAUCAUCGUUGUUAAAUUCCAGUGAAAAUAAAGCAGCUAAAAUAGUGCAAAAAUUACCAUAAACUGUGCCCGAAUCUGCAAUUUGAACAGGUUUCCUUUUAUUUUUUGGUUUUCCUUUAAUUUUCUUUCCCGACCCCUCUGGCAAGUUUAAAGAUCCCAACCAAUAGUUUCUACAGUAACAGUGAUUAAAUUAAAGGACUCAUCUCUGAAUAGAAGGAAAGUGAUUCAACAGUCGAGAACAUGGCAGAUCAACAACAGUACUUCCUGAAGUGGAAUGAUUUUCAAACCAAUAUGGUGACCUCAUUCCGGCAUCUACGCAACGAGAAAAGUUUUACAGACGUGACACUAGCGUGCGAAGGACAAACGUGCAAAGCACAUAAGAUGGUAUUAUCGGCAUGCAGCCCUUAUUUCAAAUCUCUCCUAGAGGAGAACCCAUCAAAGCAUCCGAUCAUCAUCCUGAAAGACGUCUCGUACAGUCACCUGCAGGCAAUUCUUGAGUUCAUGUACGCCGGUGAGGUGAACGUGUCCCACGAGCAGUUGCCUACGUUCUUAAAAACUGCCGAUAGACUGAAAGUGAAGGGCCUCGCGGAGACCCCGACAAAUAUCAAACGGGAGGGCUAAUCUGGGGUGCACUGUUCGGGGGGUCCCUUAUGUGAUUACUUCUCCCUUUCUGGACACGCUCGACGUACCAUUUCUAAUCAACGUUUAUUAUGUACGCAACCAUUACGAAGAUACUAUAGCCAGAUCGAAAACAAAACCACAAGCCUAGAUACAGCACUUAUCAUACUGUAGACUGGAGCAUACUACAGUCAAUAAAUAUAUAAGUAGUUAUACAAAGCUGCGUUGAGCGGAUCCCGCGACGGAGAAGGAAAGAAAUGUAAGGUUUAAAAUUUUAUAAAAUCAAAUACAAUUGGGACAAGUAACACAGCAUACACCCAUACUAAUAUGAGAGCAAGAGAACGAGCGACCGUGCGUAUAGUAAGAAUAUUAACAUUAAAAUUAUACAACAAAACGUAGUGGAAGUUCCAUCUUUUCCACGUUAUUUUUUAGUUAUAUUAGUGAUAGUAAUGUCAAAUUCCAAAAAAAAAAAAAAAAAAUUUGAAGACAGCAGCAAUUAUCUUCAUAAAUUUUAUUCUGUUGAUUGAUUUAUUCAUGAGAAUGCACCAGUUUCCCUAGUUUGUUUUUUUUUGUGCAGAAAACCAGCAAAGUUUAAUAAAACAAUACCGCUCACAGAGGCUGUACAUCAACAUUAGAAGGCGUGCAGCCUAUGGAGUUAUUUUUGCUGGUACCUACUUCAAAUUGAGUUCAUCCAGAAAUUGUGCGUUUUUUGUAAUAUGUAAAUAUGGAACGAAAGCGAAAUGAUACAGUUAUAGAUGGCCGGGAGAUGGUGCUGAUAAAAAAACAGGCACAUUAAAUAAGAGUAUGGGCAGGGUAAAUUCUAUCCUUCAUGGAAAAAUCGAUUCGGAAGAUGCCCACGCAGAAUAUAUACUAAAGAAAGGAUCAAUUUUAAUGUAGAAAAUAUACAUUACUUGCGAAUGAAAGUUUAUCUUUUCGAUUUUUUUUAAUCUAUUCUCUUGUAAAAUCGCCCGUUUGCAAUGAAACAAAAAAAAAAAAAAACACCUGAAUAAGCAUGGUUUCCCCUUUACUUUGAGCUAUCUCAUCCUAUAUAUGAUUUAGACAUGUAUCGCUAUUAUAUAUUUUGUUAGCACAAUUGUAUUUCAUGAGACAGUACAUUUUGUAGGAAUUCUGUAAAAGCUAA
This is a messenger RNA of Wyeomyia smithii (pitcher-plant mosquito), 1826 nucleotides long. It is a transcript of the gene lolal, whose product is annotated as longitudinals lacking protein-like. Gene Ontology annotation, cellular component: nucleus. The record is from RefSeq and is a predicted model, not a curated record. The transcript is spliced from 4 exons. The coding region runs from base 308 to 688 and encodes 126 amino acids. Lineage: Eukaryota; Metazoa; Arthropoda; Insecta; Diptera; Culicidae. Gene Ontology annotation, molecular function: protein binding. Gene Ontology annotation, biological process: regulation of transcription by RNA polymerase II.